UAAAGUUAUGUGUUUAUAUGAUAGAUUGUCGUUUUAUGCGUUUGAUGAAAAUGUAAACCUAAUUUAUGGGAUGUCUGUUUGACACAAGAGGUGGUUCGCACACGCACAGGUGUGGAAUUUACCUCACCUGAGCCAGGCCGGGUUGGCGAGAUGAGUAUGACGUCAUGUGAUCUCGGUAAGCGCGAGAUGGGGGAUGGGAGCCCAAAACAAGAUGGCGGUACUCGAUCGAGUCGGCGACCUUCGCGACUGACAAAAUUACAUUAUCUAGCCGUGUUAAGUUGCGUCACUGACGAAGAAAUGCUGACAAUGAACAUAACUAUGUUCUGAGAACCUACUAGUUUUUUGGCGUAAGUUAGAGUCAGUGCAAUGGCAGAAAACGGGGGAGAAUCCGCCCUUGUAGGCGCCCGUGAAACAGCAGUGGCUAGCGGCGAUGCGGAGAAGGGAUCGCCCCGGGAAGAGGAGGAGGAAAACCGCUCGAAGGUUGUGGACGAAAAUCUGGGAGGUGGUCAAACACAGUCAACCUCGGCUAAACAUGGAGAAGACUUGGAACAGAUAGUGGUGGAUGGCACAGAAGGGGAAGGAGUAAGCGCGAGUGAGGCAGGCGGGGGCGUUAGCGGGGAUAAUAACGGUACACAGGGAGAGGAAGAUGGCCCCAGGGAUGACGGGCCGCGGGACCGUGUUAUGGGCGAUGAUGAGCCAACACAAGCUAUCAGUACUGCCGCGGAGGGCGAACAGACGGGAGCUGAGAUGCAUCAGGAACAAGGUGAAACGUUGGUAGUAAAGGAUACAGAAGCAAUGGAGGGCAUACAGGAAGGGCAGGUGGGUGCUGCAACAGAGGCGAUGGAGGCUACACCUGCCAAGGAUGAGGAUAGCACAGCAGUGAAGACCAUUGGUGUGACAGGGUUGGUUAGUGGGGAGGGGGGCCUGACAGAUGGGGAGGGGGGUGCUUCAGCAGCUGUAGAAGGUGCAGCUGAUGCGCAGAGGCAGACUGGUUCGCAGUCCGUCCCCACUACCCCGUCCUCCCCACCAGUGGCGGAGCAGUUCGCCAGGAGUCCGUCCAUGCAGACCACAAGAAAUCAGGACUCACAGGAUGAGAAAGUCGCACAGAACCCUCAGAAAACGCAGAAGAGCAAUACCGAGACAACUCCCCCACUACAGGCUAAAGCCAGUGUGGAAAAAGCCACAAGCACCAUUACAGAAGAGCAGGCAACAUGCAGUGCAGGAACCCCAACUGAAGAACCUGGUCUGCCAGAGGGGAGUGCCGGAGAACAACCAGCCAUUCCAACAGUCUCUGUCACCCCUCACACACCAGUGUCUCCGGCCAAGGAUGACUGGGUCUUGUCUGAGUCACAACAGCCUGAACAGGCUCCUGCUUCUCCAAGCACUGCCACAUCCACAGAUCCUUCAAGUAGUGUUGAUGUGGAGGCCAUGUCUGAUUCCAGUAGCUUUCUUGCAUCUGGAGACACACAGAGUGAGACAGCAACCCACAGUGACGCAAUGUCUUCUGUCAGCAGUGUUCCAGAGUCCCAGGACAGUAGCCAUGGCAAUGGCUCAGAAGCUGAGGGUUUUUCAGAGACUGGAUGGGUGCCAUUUGUUGAUGAUACCAAGGAGACAAUAAAGAGACAGGCACCGACAUCAGCUACAGACAAGACAACAGCAAGGUCAGACAGCACCUCAAGUCAGCCAUCUGGCUGGAUUGGCUUUGAGGAGGGAGACACAGCUUUUCUAGAAGCCUUGGAAGCAGACUGUAAGAAAGAUGAGCCAUCAAAGCAGUCCAGUAAGAAACCCAUUUUGACAGAACCCCUAAUUCCACCACCACAAGGGUCCGAGUUUGACUUUCUCAUGAAAAAAGGAGAAAAGGCAAAGAGUCCUGAUACCCUGGACUUCCUCAUGAUGCAGUCAGGCCUUACACCUACCCAGCCAUCACCAACAAAUCCCUUCCUUGCAGAUAUUGCUGCACAGCAACAGGAAAUGUCUCCAACAAACCCAUUUGGGACACAAGAAGGAGCUAAAAAAGAUGCUUUUGAUCCAUUUGGCACACAGCAGCAAUCUAAGGCUGUAGAUCCAUUUGAGGCUGAAUUGGAAAGAGAUUCUCUUGAAGCAGAGCCUGUGGCAAUGCCAGAUGACCCUUUUGCCCCAAAGAAUGGAGACACAGCAGUAACAGAGUCUUCCAAAUCAAAGGAUGGUGUUAACGAUUUAUUUGCUUUGUGUUCAUCCAAACCUGCGCAAGCUCUCAACUUGUUUGGCUCUUCAUCCCUGGAUGCUGCAGAGCCUGCAAAAGACCCAUUUUUGUCUCCAAAACCCACAGAACCCGAGGUAGACUUGUUCAAUAUCCAGUCUCCCACAGCACCAGGAGUUGCACCCCCAACCUUCCUUCCCAUAGGCAUCAUGCAGUCAGAGGCAGUUGAGCCAGAGAAAGAGUCUCCUCACUUCUCCCCACCCCCUGACUCCCUACCCACCCCCAUUGCGCCAGCUCCUGCCUCAAUUCCCUCACCAACUGAAGCUGUUAUAGCACCAGUGGCUUCUACACCACCACAAUCCAGUUCACAAACAUCACCCCCUCAACCACAGCCACCAGUAAUAACCAAGCCAUCUACUCCAAAAGAAAAAGCUCCUCCGACUAAACCCUCCCAACCAACCAAACCCCCUGCCCAGCCUAGCCCAGCCUUUGAUGCAAUAGAAGCAGCAAAGCUGUUGGGGCUUCCUGGUGUUCCUGUAACAUCUGCUGUCAAAAAACGAGUACCACUGAACCAGCUUGCUCAGGCAAAGGUUGUCACCAAAAGCCCAGUCCAAGAAACUGCAAAGAGCCCAGUAGAGGAAGCAACUGGGACAACACCUCCAGAGAUUAAGUCUACCCAUGUUGAAGAGCCAGAUCCAUUUGCUGCUCAGCCAGCUGACAUGUUUGAGGAUGCUUUUGUUCCAGAUGAGUUGAAAGGAGUACAGAAAACUGCCCCAACAAAAAGUGCAUCUGCUAAUUUUGAAGAUGCAUUUGUUCCAGGCGAUCUUAUGGACACUGAUGAAGCGGGUCCAACAAAAAGUUUCUCUGCUAAUUUUGAGGAUGCCUUUGUUGUACAGGAGUGGCCAGAGCCUGAGCAACCAGCAAGCCAGAAGAGUCCAACCACUCACUUUGAGGAUUCUUUUGUACCAAUGACAGAAGAAAGACCAGCACCAGAAACGGUAAAGAAGACCACUUCAGCGACAGAUUUUGAUCUGUUCAGUGACACAGAGACAGCAGCUGAACCCUUGUCAAUGCCAGCUGAUCCAUUUGCAUCAACAGGAGGUGAGGUCAAAACACCAGAGUUGUUUACUAGUGCAGCUAAAGCUGCAACGCCACCAGCAGCCAUGACCAUUGACUUCUUUGGCUCUGUUGCAGAGGAUCUGCCUCCACCAGACUUGUUGGGAGGAUCACCUGAGGCUGAACUGAAACCAGCCAUGAUACCAACUAAUGCUUUUGUACCUAAGCCUGCCGAAGCCACAAAGCAAGAGAUCAUGGAAGGACAAGCUGCAGCUCAGCCUGAGACCAUGGCCAUUGACCUACUUUCCUCACCAUCACAGCCAGAGGCACCCGCAAGCAAUGCUGCCGCACCUGCCAUGCAGUCAGCUGGAGAAGGCGAUGACUUCUUUGCACCUUCGCCACCGGCUGCAGCAGCAGCUGAUGACAUGUUUGCAUCCCCUGGAGAACCUGCAGCAAUGCCCGAUGAUCCAUUUGCUUCAAAGCCCGGUGACGAGGCUACCACCCCAGAUCUGUUUGCUGGAGCAGCAGGUGCUGCAGCAAUGUCUCCAAGCAUUCCAUCUCCCCCUACUGCCAUCUCACCGUCCAGACAAAGUCUGAAGUUAGAGGAACUAGAUCCAUUUGCCCCACAGAAAAGUGCCUCAAAAACAGGCAGCCCUGUCAGUAGUCCCCCAAAGAAGACAGAAGUAGUUGCACCUCUCGCUUCUCCAGAGGAAGAGCUCAACUUGUCCCCAGUGGAGCACAUCUCGGUGGCCGACAUCAAACCUACAGCACAAAGUCCAGUGGAAGAUGCUGGCUUAGCCAUGGGACCUCCCUUGACUACCAUCGAUCCCUUUUCCCCAAAGGCAGCUGUUGGCUCCCCAGCCACCCCUCCAAGACAAACCAAAGUGAAAUACAAUCCUUUCAAAGCAGAAACUCCAACCACCCCACCUGAUGAGGAGGCCUCCCCUUUCCCAACUGUUAAACUUCCAAUCAGUGUUGUACAGCCCUUUCCUGCCAGUCCAGACAGCUCACCAUUGGAUGAAAGCUUUCCUCCAAAAUGUGAGGAGGACGGCUGGUACCUCAUGCUGCGUGUUCCAGAGAAGAAAAAGUUCAUCGGCCAGAAGAGAUACUGGACUCCAACGUACACAAGACUUGUGGAUGGUAACAUGUUGAAGUUAUACUAUGAGAAAAAUAACACUGAACCAUUCAAAGAAGUACAGCUGCACUCCACUUUCAGUGUAAGCGAGCCCACUCUACAAGCAUACAAUGAGAAGGGCCGGAUACAUACAGUCAAGAUAGAAUAUGUCUCUUACAAAGAGAAGCGUCUUCUCCGUCCAAGGGCCAUCAUCGAUCACAUUCCUCUAGCCUCUACUUUGGUAAAGUUUGGAACUCUUGAGUAUGAUGACCUCUUAAAUUUUGUAAGGGCUGUAAAUGAUGCUCUCAUGAAGCUUCCAGCGUACCGAGAUAGGGGAACAACAUACAUCGAGGAUGAGAUCACGGUUGAAGUGACAGAUGAGUUUCGCGGCAUUGUGGCACGCUCAGGUGAGAUCGAGAAACAAGCUGUGGAGGUCAACAUCCAAACACUGGUGUUCAUCACAGGCAUGCCAGAGUGCGUCUUGGGAAUGAACGACAAGCAGAUUCGAGGAAAUGAAGUUGUCCGGCGCCAGGACAUCAUUCCCAACAAAAGUGAUGAAUGGAUCAAGCUCAUCAAUCCAGAAUUCCACAGCUGUGUCAAUAAGGAACAUUUUAUCAGCACAAGGCAAAUCAAGUUUUGUCCUCUUGACGGGAACAAGUUUCAACUCAUGCGAUACAAAGUCAAGAGCAACAAGAAGGAAUUACCACUUGUUGUCAAAGCAAGGUACAUCAACAAGGGACCUCACUUUGAGCUCAGAUGUGACGCAACAUGCACAGGGUAUGUCAACAAGAAGGAUCCAGAAGCUGUCCCCUGUGAAAAUAUCAUGAUCCGUCUGCCUGUUCCUGACCUGUGGAUGAAGUACCUGCGGAAUGAGACUCCAGUGGGGCCCCUCGGCACCAAGUCGCUGCGUUCUAGCAAGAAGAAGCUGCCCAAGGGCUCCGCCACCUUUGAGCAGUACACGUCUCCCAGGAUUGAAGUGUCUGUUGGAACGGCCAAGUACGAAUACGCUUUCAGGUCUAUAGUAUGGAAGAUAAGCCGGCUGCCUGAAAGAAAUCAAGUUGUUCCAUUCACUGGCAAUGUCCCAUUCACUGGCAAACCCCUUCCUUUCACUGCUAGCAAAGAGAAAACAGGAGCGUACUCCACCCAGACCCUGAUCUGUAGGAUUGACAUGGCCAGUGAGCUCGACAUCCCCACAUCUCUUGGGCCACACUUUGAGGUGGACUUCACCAUGCCCCAGACCACCGCCUCCAAGAGUAUCGUGCGGUCCAUCUCCGUGUCCAACCCGUUAGCUGCGCCGGUAAUCCCUGAGAAGUGGGUGAGGUAUAAGGCACACUACAGCUACAAGGUAGCAAUCGAGAGGGAGGAGGAUCCGGAUCCAUGCCCCAAGACUGGGAAUUCCGACUAUGAUCAUCCAAUAAACAGCCGUCCUGAGCUUUAUGACCCAAAGUCAACACGGCCACCUCCUUGUGCAUAUAGAAGACUUAAGAAUUACGAAUUCCUGUGAGUGAUGGAGCUGUGGUAUGGUGGAAGGUGGUUGUGCUGUGCUGCGAUGGUCAUUACAGUCAACGUACAAACAUGCAGUCCUGACCAGUAACAAACUGACCUACGCACUACUGUACAUCAACGUCAGCAUUCAACUGUGUUCAGGUUUGUAGCUGUGGUCAAGAAACUGUUAUAGAAUGCAUUAAGGAUAACUAUGCUGGCUUUACAUGUUUCAUUCCAUUGAUAUGAGAUGAACAGAAACAGUGUACAUUGUCAGGUGUUUGAUAAUCUUCUCAUGCAAUAUGAAUGUAAUAAUUGUAGCAAUAGUCAAAGUUCCUCACAACACCACCCUAAACAGAGUACUAUGACAUGUUCACAGUGAUUUGACUUUUGAGAUAACUGUUCAGAUACUGUAAUUAAUAAUAUAUGUUGUGAUGGAAUUCAUCCCCCCCAAAAAAAUCAUUUCCAAUAAGUCAGAAGAUACCAGGAAUUACCUUGUCAAUCAUGUGGAAAAGUGACUACAAAGUUCAAAUCACCACAAAAAGGGGUGUUGUGCAGUGCAGGGUGGUACCAUAGAUGAAGUAAUGCAGCACACAAAAUAAAUACAGUCGUAUGUAUGGUGUGUCCGGAAUAUACUCUCAGUGUCAUCAAGGUGAUGUGCAAUGAUAACUUAAUGGUGAGCAGUAGCAGUGCGUGAUGUAGACAUGUAGUCUGCUCAGAAUGCAGAUGUAGUAUAGCUAGGUAGAUCACUUAGUGUAAAUGUUGUCAUCAGCACUCAGGAGCUAGUAGGAGAUUUGUAGAGUGCUGUAGGAAAUUGUAGCUGCCUUAAUUGUGGUUAAGUAUGGAGUUAGGUGACUUUUGUGCAAUAGCAACUGUUUCCCAACAGUAAUGCUUUUAUUUAAAAAGAUAAUAAAUGGAAAUGAAUGUGUAACUUGAACAGAGGUACGUGUACCAUGGCAGUAAUUUUGUAGUAAUUUGCCUUCCAGAUGAUACUGCUGUAUUCUCGAAAUAUUCCGGAAAUUUUCAGUUGCCAUUUUUUAAUGGUUUGGAGUCACUUUGGACAUAUCAAAUCAGCCAGUGGGAGCUGUUUUGUUUAUAUAUUUGCUGCAUGUUGUUUUUAGUGUUCUUUUUUUUUGCUGCUAGAAGUAAACAAGAUUGCAUUUUUGACCAUUUGUUGUCAUUUGAAAAAGAUAUGCCAUGCCAAACACUACCAAGAUGUUAUAUCUGUUUAUAUUUGCAUUAUAUAAUACAAUUUAAAACCUACAUUCAUAUAUUUGAGACCACUUACACUAUUUCCACAGUUGAUGUUUUGAUAAGUAGUUUGAAUAUUGCAUUCCUAACAGAUGAUGUGAUCGGGAAGUGUCCAAGUACUGUAAGCUGUGUUUGCACUAUUUGCAGGUAUCUGCAGUUAUGUUUGUUGUUGACUUCUAUUACAAACUUAAAACACAUUUCUCAGUCACUAUGCUCCUCCAUGGAAGUUUAAAUUUCAGCUACCUCCAUGACUGUAUACAUUUGUAUGUGUACAGCAUGCAUACAAUACUUGUUCAGCUUGAGCGCAAUUUAGACUUAUUACGGGCACCAUCUCAUUUUUGGACCAAAGAUUCAAUAAUAUAGUAUGAAUUGUGAUAGGCUACAAAUGAAGGGCAAGGCUUUUCAUUACCAUGUUUCCUCCAGUCCAGAUUAAUUACGUAAGGAUGUAGAAUACUUCAUUUUUACAGUAAGAGGCUACUCAUACCAUGUGGACUUCAUUGUCGAUUUGAUAUUGAUUAUUGAUGGUCCCAUGUGGUCAUCACAGUUAAGAAGUCACUCUGGAUGUGAAAAUGGCAAUACAUGUGGGUAAUACCAUGUUAUUAUAUAAAGGUAACAUAGCACUUCAUAGAAGAGGCAAAACAGUAAUUUACCUUGGAGAGAUGUUAGCAUGAAAACCAUCAGUCUGUAUUAUUGAAUGUUAUCAUACAUGUAGCUAAACCUAUCAAUGCAACAGGGAUUCAGAUUUUCCAAACUUCUGUAUAUCAGUACUGCUUUUCUCAGGAAUAUUUUCAGACAUGUCACCAUUUACUGGAGUCUCAUGUCCGUAGUGACAUUGUAAGGGUUGUUUUUUUCCAGAGAAAGGCUGUAGUGAUGUGCAAAAAAAUAGCAAGUCUGAAUUCUUAUGUAUUUGAAAAAAAUUAACUUUAAGUUAAAGUAACAACAAGUGCAAUUUCUCAGGACUAAAUGAUAUUUCACAAGAUAACAAAUACAUGCAUGGCAUUACAAGGGUAAUGAAGGUACAUUUGUUUAAGAUGACUCAGAUGAAUACUAGUAUAUUUAUUUAUUCAAGAUUUCUUUUCUUGAAUUUAUAGAGAAGUUCUUCUGAUAGUCGAACCUUCUUUUACUACAUGUUCUCAUUUUUAUACUUUCAGUUCUGUUUUUUUAGUAUUUUCAAUACAGAGGCUUACUUAGGGAGAGGCAGCACAUUUCCAGUCUCACUGGCUGGUAUUAUUUAACCACAACUAUAACAGAAAAGCCAAGAAAGCUUUUGAAGUAGUGUCUUGAAUUCUCAGACAAGGUUGCUAAAGGAUUUUUUGUGAUGUGAAGUUGUGUCAAAGUGAUGUUAUGGUAUUGUGAUAAUUUAUUUGUCCUAUUCAUGAUUUAUUUAAGGAAAAAUGAAAUAACUGAUUAUCACAGAUGUACUGGUAAUAUUGUAUAUCAGAAAGGGUUUUGGUUUUGUACAUGUUUAUGAAGUCACCAUAGGUGCAAUGUAUAAGUAAAAUAGAAGUGUGUACAUAGAAGUCUGUAUAGAUGGCACACAGUGUGUGUAAGGUAAUAAUUGUAGCUAAUUAUGCAGCAGUAGUCAGAAUAAAGAGAAUUUUAGAU
Branchiostoma belcheri (Belcher's lancelet) is the source of this 8687-nucleotide messenger RNA. RefSeq names its product protein stoned-B-like. Gene Ontology annotation, biological process: synaptic vesicle endocytosis; clathrin-dependent endocytosis; regulation of endocytosis. Gene Ontology annotation, cellular component: AP-2 adaptor complex; synaptic vesicle. The coding region runs from base 367 to 5853 and encodes 1828 amino acids. The transcript has 6 exons. Lineage: Eukaryota; Metazoa; Chordata; Leptocardii; Amphioxiformes; Branchiostomatidae. The record is from RefSeq and is a predicted model, not a curated record. Gene Ontology annotation, molecular function: clathrin-cargo adaptor activity.